Molecule: messenger RNA, 1398 nt
Organism: Thecamonas trahens ATCC 50062
Lineage: Eukaryota; Apusomonadida; Apusomonadidae
Product: gamma-enolase
Exons: 2
Coding region: 1-1398 (465 amino acids)
Biological process (GO): glycolytic process
Cellular component (GO): phosphopyruvate hydratase complex
Molecular function (GO): magnesium ion binding; phosphopyruvate hydratase activity
Source: RefSeq, a predicted model, not a curated record
AUGUCUGCCACCAACGCCCACCCUGCUCCCCCUGCUGUCGGCGAGCCUGCCAGCAAGAAGGCCAAGCUGCUGCUGCCGUCGGACCACACUGUGCAUGGCAUCCAUGCGCGGGAGAUCCUGGACUCGCGCGGAAACCCGACGGUGGAGGUCGAGGUGACGACUGUGGCCGGGACGUUCCGUGCGGCGGUGCCGUCUGGGGCGUCGACAGGCGUGUACGAGGCGCUCGAGCUGCGCGAUGGCGAUGCGGCGCGGUACCGCGGCAAGGGUGUGCUCAAGGCCGUGGCUAACGUCAACAACGACAUUGCUGCGGCGCUGGUCGGUUCGGCGGCGGUCGAUGUCCGUGCACAGAGCGCGGUUGACGGCCUCCUCCUCGAGCUCGACGGGACGCCGAACAAGGCCAAGCUCGGCGCCAACGCUAUCCUCGGCGUCUCGCUGGCGGUGGCCAAGGCCGGCGCUGCGCACUGCGGCGUCCCGCUCUACCGCCACAUCGCCAACCUUGCUGGCAACGAGGCAGUGACGCUCCCGUGCCCGGCGUUCAACGUCAUCAACGGCGGCUCGCACGCCGGCAACAAGCUCGCCAUGCAAGAGUUUAUGAUCCUUCCUGUCGGCGCCUCGUCGUUCUCCGAGGCGCUCCGCAUGGGUGCCGAGGUCUACCAUGCCCUGGCCAAGGUGAUCAAGGCCAAGUACGGCCACGACGCCACCAACGUCGGCGACGAGGGCGGCUUUGCGCCCAACAUCCUCGACAACAAGGAAGGCCUCGAGCUCCUGACCUCGGCCAUCGAGGCUGCCGGCUACACCGGCGCUAUCAAGAUCGGCAUGGACGUUGCCGCCUCGGAGUUUUACAAGGACGGCAAGUACGACCUCGACUUUAAGAACGCCGAGUCGGACCCGGCCGAGUGGCUGACCGGCGCCCAGCUCGGUGCGCUCUACAACGAGUUUGCCGCCGAGUACCCCAUUGUCUCGAUCGAGGACCCGUUCGACCAGGACGACUGGGCCUCGUGGAGCGCCAUGACCGCCGGGGCCGCCUACCAGGUUGUCGGCGACGACCUGACCGUCACAAACGUCGAUCGCAUCGCCACCGCCGUCGCCGACAAGGCUUGCAACUGCCUCCUGCUCAAGGUCAACCAGAUCGGCUCAGUCACUGAGUCCAUCGCCGCCUGCAACAAGGCCCGCGAGGCCGGCUGGGGUGUCAUGGUCUCCCACCGCUCCGGCGAGACCGAGGACACCUUUAUUGCCGAUCUGGUCGUCGGCCUCGGCACCGGCCAGAUCAAGACCGGCGCCCCAUGCCGCUCCGAGCGCACCGCAAAGUACAAUCAGCUCCUUCGCAUUGAGGAGGAGCUCGGCGCCGAUGCCGUCUACGCCAAGGGUGCGGGCAUCACCGGCUUUGCGCAGCAGUAA